AUGCAAGGGUGGACUCAGACCACAUGCCUGUCUGUGCGACAAUUGAGAAUAAAGAAAGAAGAGAGGAAGAAGAAGAGGCUGACUAACGCAGACGACGUAAAGUCAACAGAAGGAACAUGGAGGAUCCGUUGGGAUAAGGAGACAAUAAGAAGAUAUAAGGAGAAAACGAACAAGAAUAUAUUCGUGGAGACACAGCAAGAAGAAACUAUAGAGGAAAAAUGGACAAAUCUGAAAAAGAUGGUACAUGAGGCUAUGGUAAAGAAAAGGGUAAAUACGACGAGGAGAGAGAUGGUCCACAAAGAUUGGUGGGACAAGGAAUGUACAAGGAAGAAAAGGAGCGUGAAAAGACUUUAUAAGAAAUGGAGAGUGGAAAAAUUAGAUAGAGGAAGAUAUCUGGAGGAAAGAAGAAACCUGAAGACCCUACUCGAACAGAAGAGGAAGGAGAAGAGGGCAAUGGAAGAAGAAUUAAAGAAUAUAAAGAACGGAGCUGAAGAGCUAUUAGAAUAUACGGAUAAAGAGAAGAUACAACCAAACAGAAAAGGAAUAAGUGAAGAAAGAGAAGAAGGCGAACAGCCAAAACUACAGUUGAACGAGGAAGAAAUAGAAAAAGCUAUCAAAAGGAUGAAGAGGAAUAAGGCCACAGGUAUCGAUGGAAUACCAAUGGAAGCCUGGAUGUAUGGAGGCGGCUCAGUUAAGAGGAAGUUGGUGGACCUGCUGAAACACAUCUGGAGAGAAGGAGAGCUACCUGAAGACUGGAAAACGUCAAUCAUAGUCCCGCUACACAAAAGGGGAGAUGAGGAAAAGGUAGAAAAUUACAGAGGAAUCUCGCUUCUCUGCUCUGCGUAUAAGAUAUAUGCAGAGGUCCUUAGAUGCCGUCUAAAGAGGGAGGUGGAUCUGAAGGAUCUGCUUCCAGAGAGCCAGGCGGGUUUCAGAGGUGGGUGGGCAACGGCUGAUAACAUCUUUGUCCUGGAUCACCUGGUCCAAAGAGUAGAUAAAGAGGGAAAGAAAGACAAAUUGUAUGCCUUAUUCGUAGACCUAAAGCGGCAUUUGACAAGGUGGAAAGAGAGCAACUGUGGAAGAUCUUGA
Temnothorax curvispinosus is the source of this 1086-nucleotide messenger RNA. RefSeq lists its product as uncharacterized. The transcript has 2 exons. The record is from RefSeq and is a predicted model, not a curated record. Bases 1 to 1086 code for a protein of 361 amino acids. Lineage: Eukaryota; Metazoa; Arthropoda; Insecta; Hymenoptera; Formicidae.